AACAGUAGUGAGCAUCUUUCUCUAUUAAAGCAAUAAAUGAAAGUAUAUAAAGAGCAAUACAAAAAAAAAAAAGAUCUGUUGCAGAGUCAGUGAGGGGAAGGAAGGGGGAGGCAAAGGCGUUUAGGUGGCUCUACCUGGAUAAAUUGUUGCUCACACUGCAAGAGAAUAUUCUGUUCUCCCUCCAGGAUGACAAGGAGUCUUGCAGAGUCUUGUGCCAGUUACUACACAGACAGCAACACAUUUGUGGAUACUUUUGGUUGUCCCAGGAAAGAAGAUGGUUCAGACCUCAUCUACUGCUGUGGUUUUGUUGACUUGAAAUAUUGCUGCAGUGAGCCGGGGAACUACUUCCCAUACAAGCAUGGCUACAUGUGGUCCCUAAGUGUAGGAGCUCUGAUUGGCCUGGGAAUCGCAGCGCUGGUCCUACUUGCCUUCAUUGUCAGCGUGUGUGUGCUCUGCUAUUUAUUUCUAUACACAAAGCCACAGAGAAUAGAUUCUGGUUUGAAACUGCAACAUGUAGGAUCUUCAGCUUCACAUUCAGACAAAGUUAAAAAAAAGGCCAAACCCGAUUGUGCUAAGAAAUGUGUCAACCCUGGGAACGAAACCUUUCCUGAACCCGAGAGGAACGUGCAAGAGAAACUCAUGGAAAUUACACAAAUCAACACUACCAUAUUGUAACGUGCCAGAAAAUGUGUCUUUUUUUCUACUUUUUCUUUUUAAAUUGCCUGCGCGGUGUUAAUUAUAAAAUAAAUGUAUAAUGAAAGGUUUAUUGUGUCAUUUUUUAAAGAUUUUUUUUUUUUUUUACUUUGAGAAUCGUUAUUGAACCUUUCGGUCUGAAGGUUGUUUGAGUGGUUUCAAUAUGUGUUGCUGAUUGCAGUCUUAACCAAGGGAAACAUUGACUAGAUUACAUGAAUGUUCUGAGGCUUUUAUAGUCACCUGGUUCCAAAGAAACCCUUUUUCUCAUACUCCUCUUGAAGGAGGACUCAUUAAAAAAUCUAAAUAAAAGGCAGGGAUUUUAUUCCCCAAACAGGAGAGGAUAAUAAUCCAAAGUAACUGGAGUGUGCAUGAGAACAAUCUGUUUCCAAUGAGGUUCCAAAUAGGUUUUUGGAGAGGGUGUUUUAAGGGCACUUAUUGCCAAUGCUCUUUUCACUACCUGCUCCUCCGAGUAAUUUACUGGAGGUGCCAGUUUUUUAGGCAGAACCCAGGGUAUUUAAAUGAUAACAUUGGGCCCAAAUCUGGCAUACCCUAGAUAUCUUGCACAGCUUUUAGCUUGAGAAUGUGCCCUAAUUCAGUAAAAUGAGAAGUUGUGUUUCUGUAGCCGAACGCUGGCGAAGUUUCACAAGCGUUAAUGCGACAGCCCGAUGUUUCGCUAGCGUUCAUUUCUGCCUAGCAAAACUUUGUUAGUACUCUUAGGCUUAGGUCAAUUUGAAUA
Messenger RNA from Xenopus laevis (African clawed frog), 1429 nucleotides. It is a transcript of the gene shisal2b.L, whose product is annotated as shisa like 2B L homeolog. Lineage: Eukaryota; Metazoa; Chordata; Amphibia; Anura; Pipidae. The record is from RefSeq and is a predicted model, not a curated record. Bases 187 to 675 code for a protein of 162 amino acids. The transcript is spliced from 3 exons.